CAAGGUGAAGAGCUGGUCUGUUUGGCAGGACCUUCCCAUCUGGGAUCCAUCUGUGUUUCCCUGGAAUGGGACAGGCAGCUCUAGUCAGUGAGAAAUCGCAGAUGUGAGAGAGCUGACACAUGUCCAGCUAAUGAAAGAAGGAGGAAGGCUGGUUUCGGAUUGGGCUUUGAAGAUUAGGAGGAGAAAAAGAGGAGCUUUCUUGUAUCUAUUUCAAAUAAAUUUGGUAUAUUAAGAAUCUGGAUUGUUAUAAUUGGGCAUUUGGGUUGGUCCUGAGAAAAGGGUGCCAGCAAUGCCUGGAUCGCCUGUGGAAGUGAAGAUACAGUCAAGAUCCUCACCUCCCACCAUGCCACCCCUCCCCCCAAUAAAUCCCGGAGGACCCAGACCAGUGUCAUUUACUCCUACAGCAUUAAGCAAUGGCACCAACCAUUCUCCUCCUACCCUGAAUGGUGCCCCAUCACCACCACAGAGAUUCAGCAAUGGUCCUGCCUCUUCCACAUCGUCAGCACUAACAAAUCAACAAUUGCCAGCCACUUGUGGUGCUCGGCAGCUCAGCAAGUUGAAGCGCUUCCUCACCACUUUGCAACAAUUUGGCAAUGACAUCUCACCUGAGAUUGGGGAGAAGGUGCGGACUCUUGUUCUAGCGCUGGUGAACUCUACAGUAACAAUUGAAGAAUUCCAUUGCAAACUCCAAGAGGCUACAAACUUUCCUCUUCGUCCUUUUGUGAUUCCAUUCCUCAAGGCCAACCUGCCCCUGCUGCAGCGAGAACUGCUGCACUGCGCUCGGGCCGCCAAGCAGACCCCAUCCCAGUACUUGGCUCAGCAUGAACACCUCCUGCUCAACACAAGUAUCGCGUCACCUGCAGACUCUUCUGAGCUGCUCAUGGAAGUGCAUGGAAACGGAAAGAGGCCCAGUCCAGAGAGGAGGGAAGAGAGCAGCUUUGAAAGAGACACAAUUCCUCCUGAACCUCCUGCCAAAAGAGUGUGUACAAUCAGCCCUGCGCCCCGGCACAGCCCCGCCCUCAAUGUGCCCCUCAUGAAUCCUGGGGGCCAGUUCCAUCCUACACCUCCGCCUCUUCAGCAUUACACAUUAGAAGAUAUUGCAACCUCCCAUCUGUAUCGUGAGCCCAACAAGAUGCUAGAACAUCGAGAAGUUCGUGAUAGACACCACAAUCUUAGUCUAAAUGGAGGUUAUCAAGAUGAGUUGGUAGACCACCGUUUGACAGAAAGGGAAUGGGCUGAUGAAUGGAAACAUCUUGAUCAUGCCCUGAACUGCAUUAUGGAAAUGGUAGAAAAAACAAGGCGCUCCAUGGCAGUUCUGCGGCGCUGUCAGGAAUCUGAUCGUGAGGAACUCAACUACUGGAAACGACGAUAUAAUGAAAACACAGAGAUGAGGAAAACAGGGGGCGAGUUGGUCUCCAGGCAGCACAGUCCUGGGAGUGCAGAUUCUCUCAGCAAUGAUUCUCAGCGGGAAUUCAGCACGAGGCCAGCAACAGGAUAUGUACCUGUGGAGUUUUGGAAAAAAACUGAAGAAGCUGUGAAUAAGGUGAAAAUUCAGGCCAUGUCAGAAGUACAGAAAGCCGUUGCUGAAGCAGAGCAAAAAGCCUUUGAAGUGAUUGCAACAGAGAGAGCCCGGAUGGAGCAAACCAUAGCGGACGUCAAACGGCAGGCCGCAGAGGAUGCCUUUCUCGUCAUAAAUGAGCAGGAAGAGUCAACGGAGAACUGCUGGAACUGUGGUCGCAAAGCCAGUGAGACCUGCAGUGGCUGCAACAUCGCACGGUACUGCGGCUCCUUCUGUCAGCACAAGGACUGGGAACGGCACCACCGCCUCUGUGGCCAGAACCUGCACGGCCAGAGUCCCCACGGCCACAGCCGGCCCCUGCUUCCUGGAGGAAGGGGCUCCUCAGCCAGGUCUGCCGACUGCAGCGUGCCAAGCCCGGCCCUGGACAAGACCUCGGCCACCACCUCGCGCUCCUCAACGCCUGCCUCUGUGACAGCCGUCGACACCAACGGACUCUGAGCCCCAGACUCACUUGCCCUGAUGACCUCACAGCAUGACAAAAUGCUACUCCAGGGGCUGGCUGUUGGGUCAUCAGCGAGAAGUGAAGGGGACGCAGGAAGAGGGCAAGGCCAGCAUCAGCCUCCACAGCCUCUCCGGCACUGGCCCGUUUCCGUCUGUGUCCUUGGGGGAACGAGUGUGCCAUUCUCUCUGCACACGGGCGGCUACCUGGAGCUGUCUGCUCCAUGGCUUCCUGGUCUGUCCCUCUCCCAGCUGAGUCGACCACCAGCUCCCCUCCCUGCCCCGUGAGGCAGCAGACUUGUCGGAUGUGCCCAGCCAGGCUGGAGGCAGCUCACCCCAGGCACUGUCCCUUCUCCCCUUCCCCCCACGCCAGGGGCCUGGAGGCUGACCACAGGCCAUGGAGGAGGUCCCCCCGACAGCUCCUUCAGCCCUAUUUCCACCCUCAGCAGAUGCCACUGGUUGGCCCCCUGGGACUUGGGCAGGCAAGAAGUGGCACUCAGGACUCUCCUUGACCCUGCUGUUCAGACUUGUUAAGAUUCUCAGAAGCCACGGGAAAGAAGUCACCAUUUCAGUAAAAGUACCCACAAUAAUAAAAAAUGAGUAAAACUUCUACCAAACUUCUACAGAUCAUUUUGGACAAGAUUUUCCAACCUGGUUGGCUACUUUAUAGUUUGGGACCCAUUUUUCUCUCUCUUAUUUGAUUUUUGCUUGUGCAGAAAAUAGUUCCCAGCGCAUGGAUUGGUCUGAGGGAGAAUGAGACUCGAUUGUGGACAGUCUGUUCUCUCCGAGCAUGUUGGCCAAACUAGUAUCGUCAAGUUACUGAAUGGAUCACCUAUUGGAAAUGCAGAACCUUUUGUCACCGCUUGGCUGUUUGUACAGUCUUGUUCUGUGUCCUUUUAUCUCAGACCACGCGUGUCCAGAUCCACACUGUGGAUCUUCUUCCCGUGGUCUCUGUUUGGCGCCUAAUAAGCCACAGUUGUCCCAGAGGAUGUGACGUGAUGUGACCAGGACUUGCCUCACCGGUCAGGGCGUGGUCAUGUCUGAGCAGCCCUCCUGGACCUGAAAGAAUUCUUCAGACCUCGUGGUUUCAUGUCAUACGUACUGUCCUUUUAGUAUCAGGCACAAAGUCUCAGAUUCCUUUCUCUUCUCUUGUUUGAUACCUACCUUCUUUGAGCUAAGAAAAGUUUUGUGAAAUGUGAGAACCAUUUUGAGAGAGCCUGACCAAUUUUUCUUCCUGUCUUCAGGGACUUUUCCAGCUGCUUACCUGGCUUUCCAAACAUGAUGUCACCUAAACCCCCGUUAAAGUCUUAAAAACUGCCACACACAUUUCCCCUGCCAUUCGGGUUCCGUGGGGAGCCCAAGGACCCUGAACUGCCCAGUCUCCACCUGUGGACCUCUACCACCCUCUCGCCUCAAGGAGUCAGUUGGGGAGAGUUGGUUGACUUGCUCCUGCUGGUACUUGAAAGCCCAGCUUUAGAUGGCCACCUUCUGUGCGCUGACGGGGUGGAGGACAAGCUCUCGGUCCCGUGAAGGAAAAGCGAUCAGCCUCGGUCGCAUUGCCCUUGCAUUCGGUGUAUCUUACUUUAAGAACUGCUAGUCCCUGAUUUACCUUUCCCAAGGAUUUUCUGUCUGAGAAAGGAACUCGGUACAAGGCAUCUUUAAAAUACCUCUAUCUCCAUUGCAUAAAGUAUACCCAGAGAAGGAAUAACAGAAUGCUGUUACUUGGUUGUGGCGCUCCAUAAGCUGCAACAUUUGGUGGGGUGUCCUGACUUUAACUGGAUGAAAGGCGCACCCCAGACAGGACUUGCCUUCAUUUCCAUAAGACAUGGGAUGUCCCAGAAGGAGGUCAUGGAGCCUGUAAAUCGCUUACAGUGUGUGUCCCCUGGGUGUGUCCUCAGCUCACUGUCUUCAUCGGCGAGUCGGACGCACACCUAGGCAGGUUCUUUAAAUCUUCGUUGGCCACAGGCUAGCCAGGGUAGCUCACAUUUUUCCUGGUUGGAAUAAAGAUCCAAGACCAACAAAAUACUGCUCAUCAGGGCUCGAUGUCAGUUUCUUAAGCUAAGGUUUAGGUUUAGCGGCUGUGGUUCCAAUGACAGCUUAGGUUUCAGUUUUUGUAAUGCUCUUCUCCACUGCUUUGCUCAUGUGCUAUCCAGAGGCCAAGUGGAAAACCUGGGCAGUGUUCCACACUGGAGUUCAGUUCCCAUACCUUUUGCAGUGUUCAUUUUGGUGAGUUUCACACACAGGCUGCAGGCGCAUCUGUCCAGGACUUCCUGUUUAGAUCGGAAGAAUCCCUUUCUCUAGCUCCCUCCUUUCUGAAAUUCUCCAGCUCUCUGGUUGCGAGGAGGGGCUGCGCGUGGGGUGGGGUGGGGUAAGGGGCUGGAGAGGAAGGCGGUGAGUCCAGGUUCCCCACUUGGUUUCCUGCUCAUCCCACCCCAGCUAGCAGGUUGGGGGUGCAAGUUCAGGCUCCCCAGUUUAGUUGGAUUUUAAAUAAUAUAAUCAGGCUGCGUAGAGGACCCACCUUUAUAGUUCAUAUUUGGGAGGCUAAGACAAAGGGCUCAGAGUGGUGGUACUGAAGGUGCUGUCAGGGUAGUCAGUCACAGGCUCUUCCAUGUUACCAUAGAAACCAAAAGCAAAUACGGAAGUGCCUGCCCAACCAUCAGCAUCGCCCACUGAGGGACACUGACAAGUGACAGGAUAUCAGUGUCCUCUGCCCAGUGAGGAAUGGUUGCAGGAACCAGGAAACACCAAGAGUGGCCAAUAUGGGAGCCGUCGUUAAAUGUUCCAUGUUCCAAACGAUGCUUGAGGCAGUGUCCUCGUACUUCAGCCGCCCUCUGGGCCCCCACUGCCUGCACCAUAUGUGAAAACUGACUCUGAACAAGCUGCUUCAUUCUACCUGCACAAGGAAUAGCCAGCCCACCUAAUAAGGGGUGAGCACUGCACUCUGCAGGGUCUUUCCAGUUCCGGGGAUCGAGCGGCCCUGAGGUCACAGCGAGUGGAUCUUUUCCUGGACUGUGCUUAGUCAUGAAUGUCCCAGUGGAUCUGAGUUUAGAAACAGGACACAUCUACCCAGCAUGGGUCCAUGUCUGGAUGGGCUGCAGUGUGGCCUCUGCACACUGACGUCCUGGGCCCACCCAGGCCGCUUGGUCUACCAGGAGCUCCUCAACUCGUGCUGUCAGCGUGAGCAUCUUUAGCUUCUAGACAGAAAAUCUACACUUUACUUUGUAUGGCCUUGUUCCAAAGGCAAAUUGAUCCCCAGUGCUGAUACCUGCUUGCAAAGGGUGUAGACCUUGUUCUGGGUGGUUCCAGAAAAUAUCUCAGCAAGUAGAUCUGAAGGUUCAACAACACAAUUGGAAUUGUAUGGUAGUGGGUUCUUCAGAACAAAAGCAUUAAUAAUGACCGGGUGGUUGGUUGUCCUGGGAAUUGUGGAAGGGAUUAUGGAUUGAAUAAAUCGUUUAAAAUAGAACACAUCUUGGAGGCUUUCUUGGGAACUGGUUUUCUAGACUCCCGGGUCAGUAGACCAAGCCAACUUUCUUAGAUUUUUUUUUUUCUUUAGCUUUUUACAGACAACUGGGUGAUGGCGUGUUUGAACCAAAUGUUAGAAAAGCCGGAGGGACCUGGGCUGCUCCAGCAUGGGCCCGACAGCCAGCUGUGAGAGGACUGCCUGGGGUGGGGCGGGGACCUGGGCCAGCUGCCGGACAGGGCCCUUCCAACUCUGGGGGUGUGCUGCUUACGAAACCAAAACGUUGACUGCCUGCCUCUGCCCACGUGCACUGACUUGCUCAUUUCCAAAGAUGAGGGUGCGGCGCCCUUUUCCAUCAAGAGGCAGGAGAAGGUUGGGGGGUCUGAGGGUGGGCCUCGCAUCCCUCCUCCUCCUCACAGCCCCACAGAUGGCGCUUUCCCUGCAGACCCCAUCUGGUCAGGCCCACAACUGCCCAGUGUACGCUCCCUGAUGCUUAUACCAAAUAGGGCAUGUGCGGCUGGCGGCUGGCAGGGACGGCUCCGUCCCUGCGUCGGAGUUGGCAGAGAGAAGCAGCAAUAAACAUUAGGUGAAUGGUGGAAAGUGCUGUUUGGCCAAGAGGCCUUCGGUCCAAUGGCACAGCUUUCCAAGUUCUUGAUGAGGCUACAAAAGCUCCAUUUAUAAAAGAAAGCCAAUAAUGUAAAUAAGUCAAAAACUAAGCCUCCAAGCGCGGUUUUUAAAGGGGGAUGAUGAUGUGAAACCACCCACAGGAUGCGGUAGUCUGAUUUUUCUGUGCAUUGUCAUUUCUUUGAUAGCAACUUUUGUUACUUAACUCUGUGCAUAACUUAUUUAAUGUACUGUAUAAAUGAACCAAAACUGUUGAAUAUGUAUUUAGUUUGUUCUACUUAAAGUAGUCAA
Rhinolophus ferrumequinum (greater horseshoe bat) is the source of this 6392-nucleotide messenger RNA. It is a transcript of the gene CBFA2T2, whose product is annotated as CBFA2/RUNX1 partner transcriptional co-repressor 2. Gene Ontology annotation, molecular function: transcription corepressor activity. Gene Ontology annotation, cellular component: nucleus. The transcript has 11 exons. Bases 290 to 2017 code for a protein of 575 amino acids. Gene Ontology annotation, biological process: DNA-templated transcription; negative regulation of DNA-templated transcription. The record is from RefSeq and is a predicted model, not a curated record. Lineage: Eukaryota; Metazoa; Chordata; Mammalia; Chiroptera; Rhinolophidae.